Messenger RNA from Hydra vulgaris (swiftwater hydra), 1437 nucleotides. Its product is annotated as septin-6. Gene Ontology annotation, cellular component: cell division site; septin ring; microtubule cytoskeleton. Lineage: Eukaryota; Metazoa; Cnidaria; Hydrozoa; Anthoathecata; Hydridae. Gene Ontology annotation, biological process: cytoskeleton-dependent cytokinesis; intracellular protein localization. Gene Ontology annotation, molecular function: GTPase activity; GTP binding; molecular adaptor activity. The record is from RefSeq and is a predicted model, not a curated record.
UGUAAAAAAAUAUAUAUAAAAUAAUGGAAAACGAGGAUAAUUUAGAUAUUGAUAUUGAAGAACUAAUCACAAAACCUGAUUUGUUAGAAGAAAUUAAUAUGGAAAUAGAAGAUUCAAAUUCUAUGCGCGAAAAAGAGACAGAUAGUUCAUUCCUAAAAAGUAUGACUGGAGAAGUCAAUGCACACAGAGUUCUUGGUCCCAAUGGUAGAAGUCUUCGUUUAACAGGGCAUGUUGGGUUUGAUAGUUUACCAGAUCAACUUGUUAAUAAAUCUGUUAAUUCUGGAUUUGCAUUUAACAUAUUAUGUAUAGGUGAAACUGGCAUAGGAAAAUCUACACUUAUGGAUUCUUUAUUCAAACGAACAUUUGAUGGGAUUCCACAUGAACAUAGUAUGCCUAAAGUAGAAAUACAGCAUGUAACAUACGAUUUAAAAGAGAGUAAUGUUACUUUAAAGUUAACAAUAGUUGAAACUGUUGGAUUCGGAGAUCAGAUUAACAAAGAAGACAGCACAAAUGCUAUUCUUCAGUAUAUUGAUGCUAACUAUGAAGCAUACCUACAAGAAGAAAUGAAAAUUAAGCGCUCUUUAAGUACUUACCAUGACACAAGAGUACAUGCAUGUCUUUAUUUCAUUGCUCCUACAGGGCAUUCAUUAAAGUCUUUGGACUUGGUUUGUAUGAAGAAGCUCGAUAAAAAGGUUAAUAUUAUUCCAAUCAUUGCAAAAGCUGAUACAGUUUCAAAGAAUGAGCUGGCAACUUUUAAAGAACAGAUAAUGGCUGAAUUAGAAAAUAAUGGUGUAGAGAUAUAUAAGUUUCCAACUGAUGAUGAAACAGUUUCAGAAAUCAACAAUCAAAUGAAUGAGUUGCUUCCUUUUGCUGUUGUUGGUAGUCGUGAUGAAGUUAUUAUUAAUGGAGAAAAAUUUAGAGCUCGACAAUAUCCUUGGGGAACAGUUUUAGUUGAAAACGAAAAUCAUUGUGAUUUCGUCAAACUUCGGGAAAUGCUUCUUCGAACAAAUAUGCAAGACCUUAUUGAAAAAACUCACCAAAGGCAUUAUGAGCUUUACAGAAAAGAAAAAAUGGAACAAAAAGGAUUUAAAGAUGGAGAGGAUAGUAUUCAAGAAACCUAUCAGAAUAAACGUGAGCAGUAUCUACUUAAUUUGCAAAAGAAAGAAGAAACUAUUAGACAAACAUUUGUGCAGAAAGUUAAAGACAAAGAAAAUGAAUUAAAAAAAGCUGAACAAGAGUUACAAGCAAAGUUUGAGGAAAUGAAAAAAAAACAGUCGGAGGAAAAAAAGAAUGUUGAAUCAAUUAGAAAAGCGCUGGAUGACGAUCAAGCAGCAUUUGACAAAAUGAAGCAAGAUUUGGCUCUCCAUCAAACUGAGGCUGCAAAAUUAAAAAAGCCGAAAAAAUAAGUCUUAUAAUAUAAAAUAUUUAUAAUGUAAA